AUGGACAUUCGUGUCCUCACCAGCGCGGACCUCCCGCUCAUCCAGCACGCCAACCUGGAGAACCUCCCCGAAAACUACUUCCUCAAAUACUACCUGUACCACGCGCUGUCAUGGCCGCAACUAAGCUACGUCGCCGUGGAUGUGAGCCGCCCUGCCAAAGGACCGUACGAUUACCCCAAGAUUGUGGGCUACGUGCUGGCCAAGAUGGAGGAGGAGCCGACGGACGGAGUGCCCCAUGGUCAUAUUACGAGUUUGAGUGUCAUGAGGACGCAUAGACGGCUUGGUAUUGCGGAGAAGUUGAUGCGACAGAGCCAAUUGGCCAUGGUGGAAUCCUUCCAAGCGAAAUACGUGUCUCUUCAUGUGCGCGUCUCCAACGUCGCUGCCCGGCAUCUCUACGAAGAUACAUUGGGGUUCAAGAAUGAAAAGGUCGAGGCGAAGUACUACGCGGACGGGGAGGAUGCGUUCUGCAUGCGUCUGGACCUCGAUGGUAUUAAGAAGCAGAUUGAGGAUGCGGACAAGGAGACGAAUGGUACGGAUGGCGAGGUGGAUGAGGGUGAGGCGGUGGGCGAGGUUGGUCGUGAUCCUGCGAAGGGGAAGGAGGAGAGGAAGAUGAAGGUUGCUGUGGGGAGGAGUCUGGGCGUAGGGGCGUUGGUUGAGAAGGAUGAGAGUAAGCAUUGA
Messenger RNA from Pochonia chlamydosporia 170, 678 nucleotides. Its product is annotated as GCN5-related N-acetyltransferase (GNAT) domain-containing protein. The transcript is spliced from 2 exons. The record is from RefSeq and is a predicted model, not a curated record. Gene Ontology annotation, cellular component: NatA complex. Bases 1 to 678 code for a protein of 225 amino acids. Lineage: Eukaryota; Fungi; Ascomycota; Sordariomycetes; Hypocreales; Clavicipitaceae. Gene Ontology annotation, molecular function: protein-N-terminal-glutamate acetyltransferase activity; protein N-terminal-serine acetyltransferase activity. Gene Ontology annotation, biological process: N-terminal peptidyl-glutamic acid acetylation.